GCCAGUCAAUCAAUUUGAAGGUUGAAAAGUAGGUGCAAUGGAGGGAGGGUUAACAAACCAAUCCAACGAUGUUUUUCGAGUAUAGACGAAGAAGACGACGACGACGACGCUGAACCGGCGAUGAAAGGCGUCUUCUCGGCGCCCGGCGAUUACAUCUACUUCAAGUCUCAGGUGCCUCUGCACAAGAUCCCUAUUGGUUCAAAGCAGUGGCGCUAUUAUGACUUCGGUCCAAAGUCCGUGCCUCCACUGAUCUGUCUUCCUGGUAUAGCUGGAACUGCUGAUGUAUUCUACAAGCAGAUUAUGUCUCUAUCAAUGAAGGGGUAUCGAGUAAUAUCUGUUGAUAUUCCACGGGUGUGGAACCAUAAAGAGUGGAUGCAAGCAUUCGAGAAGUUUCUAGAUACCAUCGACGUCCAUCAUGUACAUCUUUAUGGUACCUCUCUAGGAGGGUUCCUAGCACAACUUUUCGCUCAGUAUCGUCCAAGAAGAGUUAAGUCAUUGAUACUUUCCAAUUCCUUUUUAGAGACUCACAAGUUCUCAGCUGCAAUGCCAUGGGCUCCCAUUGUUGGUUGGACUCCAUCUUUUUUGCUGAAGCGUUAUGUUUUAAUGGGAAUUUCUAGUGGUCCUAGUGAACCAUUUAUUGCAGACUCUGUGGAUUUCGUGGUUGCACAGAUUGAAAGUCUUCACAAAGAUGACUUAGCAUCCAGGUUGCAUUUAGCAGCAGAUACCGCUACUGUUGGAUCACUCUCACUUUCCGAUUCUUUCAUCACAAUAAUGGAUACCAAUGACCAUUGUGCAACUCCUCAACAACUGAAAGAUGCGAUGAUUGAACAAUAUCCAGAGGCAAGAAAAGCAUACUUGAAGACUGGAGGUGAUUUCCCAUUUCUUUCGCGUCCUGAUGAAGUAAAUCUUCACCUACAGCUACAUCUGAGACGUGUUGGUGUUGAAGCUCAAACAAACAUGGUUUGUGCCGUUGAAAAGGAUAAUGGAGUUGAUAGCUCAGGUGAAAACCGCAAUGAGGGCCAAGAUGAUGAUGAUUCCUGGAAGGAUGCUGUUGAUGGUUUGAAUGAACAGGUGGAACUAGAAGGUGGAAAUGGCGGUUCAGAUGAACACGAUGAAAGAGACUUAGUGGGGAAUGAGAAGGAAGCGGGUAGGUCUGGGCCUUCUCCCAUGGACCCUGAAUCAUCAUCUACCCCACCAGUUAAGGAGGAAUCUACCAUUCUUGAUAAUGAUAAUAAUAAGAAUAAUACUAUGUGAAUUUUCCAAGCAUGAUUUGAAUUAAUAGUGUGCAUCACUUGUUGAUGGGAUUUUGUAUUCUUUCUCAUUAAUUCCAACAUGGAAGUUGGAACUUACAACUA
Molecule: messenger RNA, 1355 nt
Organism: Impatiens glandulifera
Lineage: Eukaryota; Viridiplantae; Streptophyta; Magnoliopsida; Ericales; Balsaminaceae
Product: maspardin-like
Exons: 8
Coding region: 121-1254 (377 amino acids)
Source: RefSeq, a predicted model, not a curated record